AUGGCUUCCUAUAAGUCACACUACCCUCCCCCAAGGAGGACAGAGGACCGGGCGCCAACUACUCGGUUGCCUCAACGAUCUGUCACCCCUACCACAACCACCUCACAACUACCCACCCCAGGCCAAUCUAAACUGCAAAAGAGGAGGCCUUCAAAGGACGAAGAAGUAAACGCCAAAGUCUCGACGAGUCAACAAGGUCCCGCACAAGCACUUAGCUCGCGUCAAAGGAAAACCAGCCGGUCUACGCCUAUGUUCCCUCAACACCCGAGUAUCGCAAACUCAAAACCCUCACAACAAACAUCGACUUCCCGGUUACCAAAGCUUGAAGUUCCUCCAAGCAUACGCACACCCUCGCUCGCCUCAGGCUCUUCUGCCUCAACCAUCGAGAGUCCUCGUUCGAAUGUGCUCAGAAGGAAACAAACAAGUGUUGGGUCUGCAACUGGCAGGCAGGUUACGCGUAUAAGAGACGGCUCAAUUUCAUCCCAAGAUGAUAGGCAAUUAAUGGAGGGAAUACCCGGAGGAUACAAGGAUCCUUUCUCUGAGACAGUUCUGGGCAUUUCGAUACCGCCAUCAUCCAACAUCUUCGCUCGUUCAGAGGCUCAGGUCGAUUCCUAUAGUAACCCACUCUACGACUAUGAGAUCGGCCCUACAGACAUACUUCCUCUCCCAACACCGCAGUAUGCACUCUCAGCGACGCCUUCGUCUCGCUACACGGAUUCCCCUGGACCUUUCAGUGUCUCAUCAACUCCUACGUCGAUGUCGUCUUACUCUCCCGGUACAACGCUAUCGAGAGCCUCGAAUCGAACACGGCAGGCGAGCCCUCUGCAGAGUAGACCGCCAGUCACCCGACACAAGACUCCGGACGAAGUCAGCACUCGUCAUCCCCACACACUCUCCACCGUCAGAGAGUCUUCCACCUCAUCAUCAGCAGCAUCCACCGUUGUUACUGAUGGCGCGAAACACAAGGACGUCCAGUCACCUAACGGUCUCGCCACUCUGCCACAGAGUCCUCGGACGUCUGAUGUGAUUCCAAGAGCAGAAGAACGACCUCGCAUGCAGGCGCCCCCGGAGUUCGCUCAUCUCGCCGAUCAGUCGCCCGCGUCAAUGCCAACAUCAAGGCGACCGUCAAGACCCAGCAGAGAUGGUACACCAGAAUUAUCGGGGCUCCGUGGCCCAUCCCCAAUCAUCCAGAGCAAUAUUCUCAACUUCCCAUCUCAGCACAAAAGAACCGCUUCAUCGGAAUCUAGGAAUGGACUUACUGCUGGAAGAUCUAAAAUUAGCAUUCCAGCCAAAUCUUCUUCCCGAAAUCCCUCGCCCAAUCCUUCUUCAACAUUGCCAGCAGCUACCAGAGCCCCAGUUCGUGGACCGACACCCGACGUUCAGCAAGAUCGAAAGCCACGACGGACCAGCACCGGACCAGCACCAGCACCAGCGCCCGCUCCAAGCCCAAGUAAAACCUCUAGAUUUGGGUUCUUCACGCGUCGUACCAAGACUGAGCCUACCCUAACAGCGAAAUCUGAGAGCAAGCUUCACAGAAGAGGGCCAGCUGCAGGCACCGGCCACGAAGGCUAUGGGAGAUACGCAGUGAGAGGUCGAAGUGGAAGCUCAGUCAGUACAAACAGCAUUGGCCGAUCCGCCAGCGCCGGGACUACUUCUGAGAGCCUGGACAAAACCCCCUCAACUCGCAAGAGCAGCAUGACUAGCACGACCAGCGGCGAGAUGGACGACUUCUUCCUCAAUCGCCUCGCUCCUGUCGUCAUCAGAGGUACCGGCACUAGCUCGGAGCUGUCUCGAAGCCCCGAACCAAUGCACUCCACUAGCAGUCUAGACGUCUCAGUUGGUCAUGGAUUGGAACUGAACAAGACAGUGAGCAACACAUCUCAAUCAGCCCUUGAGAAGAACCGACCAACAUUGCUGCCUUCUGCUAUGCCGGACAGUUCACGCAAUGGAUCCCCGAUGAAGAAGAUGACUAUGGGAUUGCGAAGACCUUCCGAGAGUGAUGACGAUACCAAGAGAUCCUUCCUACCCUCCAUGGCCUCGAAACGGACGUCACGAGCUCUACAAAGCGCACAGGGCCCUAGCGCACCGUCAGGAUCGAACAGCCGGAUCACUGGGAAGAUCCGCAAGAACUCGAUAAGCGAGACAGCCGCUGAUAUCAAAGAGGGCUCUUGGUUGAAGUCGUCCAAGAAAGGCAAGGCCGAGAAGGAGGCGCCCAAGCCUUCAAAAAGAUGGAACUUCUUUCAACGUGCCCAUGCCGGACCACGCGCCCCAACACCAGCUGCUCCUACCGCCAGCCCUUCCAACCAAGCAACUGUUUCUCGAUCCGUCGCACACUACGCGUUGAUGGACCAGUCCGGGCUUGAAUUGGACGACAUUGAGCAGUUGAUGCAGGAGGUCGAUGAGGGGACUGAGAGCGCCCUCUCCGAUGACGAACCAGGAAGGAAAGAGCGAAUGCAGUCCAUGCUUCUCCCACCUAAACCAGUGUUGCCAUCUACCCUGACAGCACCCCGCUCGGCUUCGCCCAAGGUCUUUCUACGCUCUGAAGCACAACAACAACCGGAACAGCAACAGAGCAAGUUGAGUAUCGACACGAAUGUUCGAUCGGUUUCCCGCAACUCUGAGCGUUACUCGCUGGGUGACCUCACCCCCGUUACGGACCUUUCUCGACCUUCAUCACCAUUCCAUGAACCUUCGCCGAUGCGCGAUGAAGGCUCUGCGCCGCCACUGGAUGUAGCAGUUCCCCCUCGCAUGCCCGAGCCUGAACAAGAGUCAGUUCACGAUGCACCCGCGGAAGAAGAGUUCGUCCUCCCUCAGGAUCUUCCAUCGCCUGGCCCGCCGCCUACAAGCCCACCCCCUCGACCAAGUCGCUUGGCGCAAGUUGGUCGUAUCCCUCAGGUUGUCUCUAGUCGUCGCCAAGCACCUCGCCCGUCUUCACGUUCAUUCUCUCGUCCUUUUGCGUCGAACCAACCUCGUCCAGCAGCUCCUCCGCGAACGUCUUUCGAUUCCAUCGGAUCUGUUGUCGCAACUGCUGGUCCGGUGGAGCCAUAUCCUAUUCUGCACGGUCUAACCGCUCUGACCCAUGGAUCGGCUAUUGCUACCAUCAGCCCUAUGGAAGAUGAAGCCAACCGCCGAAGCGAGUUCUUCAAGUUCCCACCUCGUAAAGACUCCGAGGUAUCCUACUCAAGUAGCUCAGGUAUCUGGAGCUUUGCACCCGCUGCCGGUACUGCUGUCGUGCCCAGUCCUAGCGCGCCUCUGUCAGAUGAUGAACUUUGGAACGAGUAUGACGACCUGAUCGACCAGGUGCUCUCGCCUGUCACCUCUCGCACGAAGGAAGAGAACAAUAGCCUUCGCAGUCACCCUUCUCUCGAGCCAAUGCCCUUGAGACCCAAAGCGCCACGCAACAUUUCAGGAUCAGAGAACGAUGAGGUUGCCAAUCCCUCACUUCAUCUUCGUCGCUCUCGUCUGCUUGCUGUUCUACACUCAACACAGUCACCCACUUCGUCGAUCUCUUUCUCGGAAUUCAUCUCUGACUACGGCGAGCGCAAGAUCAGCGUCAUUGACCCUGUUACCGGCAGACUGAGCUUGCCUUCUAGUCCUCAGCUAUCGGCUGGGACUGCCACAAAGCGUUCAACUCGCUCCAGUCUCCCAGCCUCGUUGUCGCAGAGUGCUCGACAGUCCAAAGCCACCAUUGCUUCAAGGUCCAGCAAAGACCGCGACAGUGCCAGCACAACCCAUUACCGCGACACGCGUAUGAUGGACAUUGCCGAAAGCCAGGCGGACGGGCUCUUGUCGAUGGCAAACCUUCGAUUUGGCGCUCUCAUGACAAGCAAGUGGCUCUCGUUCGGACGCGUCUUGUUCAGCCCCGUCCACUUUGAAUUGAAAGACCCAAGCGAGGACCGCGUACUUGUCAUCGAUGGUCUUGGCAAAGACUGGUCUUACUACUGCGCACUCACAUACCCUGAAGCGACUGUCUAUGACAUGGGCCCCGAUCCAUCACCCACUGCAUCAACCGAGGGCGCUUCUGAGCCCUUGUCAACACUCAGCAACCACCGUCACAUCUACCACCCCUCCCUCGGCAAGGCUUUCCCGUUUCCCAUGCACUUCUUCGCCUGCGUCGUGCUUCGCUUUCCGACUGCACUUCCCUCAUCGGAACACCGCUUCAUCCUUUCUGAAGCCAAGCGCGUCCUUAGACCUGGUGGUUACCUUGAGUUCUCAGUCCUUGACAUGGACCUGGUCAACAUGGGCAACCGCGCUCGUCGCGCUGUCCGUGGGCUCAAAAUGAGGAUGCAAGUAGCAGAUGAGAGCAUUUCGCUUCGCAACAUCAGUGACGAAGUCAUGGCUGGUAUCGGGCGCAAGGGUUUUGUUGAGUGCAAUCGUUGCGUUGUUGGUGUUCCGGUUGCCGGCAAGCUCCCCAACCUCGAUGACGUCAAGCAGAACAUCACGAAGAGGAAGGGCAGCACGGCCAGCUCUUCCAGCAAGACAAACAACAUGCCUGCACCAAAAGGACCCAAGCCUGAAGUAUCCUUCUCCGAUUUGCUCAACGCCACCUCGUCCUCCGAGUCAAACGAUACUGGCAUCACCGAUAUGGUGGCGCGCGUAGGCAGAUGGUGGUACUCUCGCUGCUACGAGUCGCUCGUCCUUCCCGAAGCCGGCCAACCUGGCGCCGCUACUUCCGGCAACCUUCUAGAGACCAGUAUCUGGCGCGAUCAAAGCCUCAUCAACGAGUGCGAGAAGCGCGGAACUAGCUUCAAACUCCUCAUCGGCUACGCGAAGAAGCCCGAGGUAGGCGUCCGACGAACCGUCAGCGUCUAA
Alternaria conjuncta is the source of this 4812-nucleotide messenger RNA. RefSeq lists its product as uncharacterized. The record is from RefSeq and is a predicted model, not a curated record. The coding region runs from base 1 to 4812 and encodes 1603 amino acids. Lineage: Eukaryota; Fungi; Ascomycota; Dothideomycetes; Pleosporales; Pleosporaceae. The transcript has a single exon.